GCUGCGUGCGCCCGGCGGUCGGUGGCGCCUGCUCGCCGCUCGCGGUUGCUCGCUCCUGGUAGAGGCCUCGGCGGCGCCAGCAGCAGAUGAGACGCGGGCGUUUGCGGCGGGCUGCUAGGGUGUGAAGGGGACCCCGAGCGACUGCGAACCUACGGUCGCCGGGCUCGGCCCCCGCCGUCCCGAGGAUGCUGAGGCCGCGCGAUCCGUGCCCGGAGCCCUCCUCACUGUGUCCUGACUGAAGGCUCGGGGUAGGGCCGUCGGACAGCUGCCUCACCUGUGGUAUCAGACAUGGGGCUCACAAAGCAGUACCUACGCUACGUUGCCAGUGCAGUCUUUGGCCUUAUUGGCAGCCAAAAAGGUAAUAUUGUCUUUGUGACACUUCGUGGUGAAAAAGGACGCUAUGUGGCAGUACCAGCCUGUGAACAUGUUUUCAUCUGGGACUUAAGGAAAGGAGAGAAGAUCCUCAUCCUUCAGGGGCUUAAACAAGAAGUCACUUGCUUGUGUCCCUCCCCAGAUGGACUGCACUUAGCUGUUGGUUAUGAGGAUGGGUCUAUCCGAAUCUUCAGUCUCCUGAGUGGGGAAGGAAAUGUGACCUUCAAUGGACACAAAGCAGCCAUCACUUCCCUGAAGUAUGAUCAGCUAGGAGGCAGGCUGGCAUCUGGGUCCAAGGACACAGAUACUAUCGUGUGGGAUGUGAUCAAUGAAAGUGGCCUCUACCGUCUUAAGGGGCAUAAGGACGCCGUCACACAAGCAUUGUUUCUAAGAGAAAAGAAUCUGCUACUUACUAGUGGGAAAGAUACCAUGGUGAAAUGGUGGGACCUUGACACCCAGCACUGCUUUAAAACAAUGGUUGGCCACCGAACUGAGGUGUGGGGGUUGGUCCUGGUGUCAGAAGAAAAGCGACUCAUCACUGGGUCUUCUGACAGUGAGCUGAGGGCUUGGGACAUAACUUAUCUGCAAGAGGUGGAAGACUUAGAAGAACCAGAACCCAAGAAAAGUAAAGGGUCUUCCCCAGAAAUACAGGAUACACACGAGCCUGAGGAUGGAAUCCCAGAGACAGAUGAAACUCCUGAGGAUCGUAUCCUUACAUGCAGAAAAGUCGGCUCCAUCAUGCGGGAAGGAAGGGACAGAGUUGUGAACCUUGCGGUCGACAGGACAGGCAGGAUUCUAGCUUGCCACGGAACUGACUCUGUGCUAGAAGUGUUCUGCGUCCUUUCGAAAGCGGAAGUUCAGAAGAAAAUGGAUAAGAAGAUGAAGAAAGCUAGAAAGAAAGCAAAAUUAAAUUCUUCAAAAGGCGAGGAAGAAGACCUUGAAGUUGAUGUCAAAAUGACUCUGCAAGAUGAAAUCCAACGGGUGGCUAAUAUUAAAACUUCUGCCAAAAUCAAAUCCUUUGACUUGAUUCAUUCACCUCAAGGAGAAUUAAAGGCAGUCUUCCUGUUGCAGAACAACUUGGUGGAAUCGUAUUCCCUGCACCCAUCUGCGCCUGCCCCUCAGCCUGUCAGGACCAGCAGAAUCACCAUUGGGGGACACCGCAGUGACGUGCGGACACUGUCUUUCAGCUCCGACAAUAUUGCCGUCCUUUCGGCUGCGGCAGAUUCCGUGAAAAUAUGGAACAGGGCCACACUGCAGUGUAUCCGCACAAUGACCUGCGAAUAUGCACUGUGCUCAUUCUUCGUACCUGGUGAUAGGCAGGUGGUCAUAGGAACAAAGACAGGAAAGCUGCAGCUUUAUGACUUGGCCUCAGGAAAUUUGCUGGAGACAAUAAACGCACAUGAUGGAGCUUUAUGGUCCUUGUCUCUCUCUCCAGAUCAGCGUGGCUUUGUGACAGGUGGUGCAGAUAAAUCUGUCAAGUUCUGGGAUUUUGAAUUGGUAAAAGAUGAAAAUAGUACCCAGAAGAGACUUUCUGUGAAGCAAACCCGAACCUUACAACUAGAUGAAGACGUUCUCUGUGUCCGUUACUCUCCCAACCAAAAACUGUUAGCUGUAUCUUUGCUGGACUGUACUGUGAAAAUUUUCUAUGUUGACACUUUAAAGUUUUUUCUCUCACUCUAUGGACACAAACUGCCUGUUAUAUGCAUGGACAUCUCUUAUGAUGGGACACUAAUAGCAACGGGCUCUGCCGACAGGAAUGUGAAAAUCUGGGGCUUGGACUUUGGAGACUGCCAUAAGUCUCUCUUUGCACAUGAUGACAGUGUGAUGUACCUGCAGUUUGUACCCAAGUCCCACCUCUUCUUCACCACUGGCAAGGACCACAAGAUUAAGCAGUGGGAUGCGGACAAAUUUGAACACAUACAGACUCUGGAGGGGCACCACCAGGAGAUCUGGUGCUUGGCUGUAAGCCCUAGUGGAGACUAUGUUGUGUCAUCGUCCCAUGACAAAUCUCUGAGACUUUGGGAAAGAACAAGGGAGCCUCUUAUUCUUGAGGAAGAAAGGGAGAUGCAAAGGGAAGCAGAAUAUGAGGAGAGUGUGGCCAAAGAAGACCAACCAGUAGUUCCAGGAGAGACUCAAGGUGACAAUUACUUUACUGGAAAGAAAACUAUUGAAACGGUCAAAGCAGCUGAGAGGAUCAUGGAGGCUGUUGAGCUAUACCGAGAGGAGACUGCGAAAAGGAAGGAACACAAAGCUAUUUGUAAAGCUGCAGGGAAAGAGGUUCCUCUUCCCAUUAAUCCCAUCCUGAUGGCUUAUGGCAAUAUCUCUCCUUCAGCUUAUGUGUUGGAGAUUUUUAAAGGAAUCAAGUCAAGCGAGCUAGAAGAAUCUCUGCUUGUGCUGCCUUUUUCGUAUGUCCCAGACCUCCUUAAGCUCCUUAAUGAAUUCAUCCAGCUGGGCUCUGAUAUCGAACUUCUGUGUAGGUGCCUCUUCUUUCUGCUCAGAAUUCACUUCGGGCAGAUCACUAGUAACCAAAUGCUUGUGCCAGUGAUUGAAAAGCUAAAGGAAGCAACUAUUUCGAAAGUCAGCCAAGUCCGGGAUGUUAUUGGCUUCAACAGGGCAGGUCUUGAAUAUCUCAAGAGGGAAUGCGAGGCAAAAAGUGAAGUUAUGUUUUUUGCUGAUGCAACCAGCCACUUCGAAGAAAAGAAGAGGAAGAGGAAAAAGAGGGAGAAGCUAAUUUUAACAUAUACUUAGAACUGAAAUGUGCCCCCCCCCUUUUUUUUUAUUUAAAAGAACUUCUAAACUAAGCAGCAGAAUUGGGGCCAACUUGAAAAUAAACAAGUAACAGAGCUUGGUGUGUUGCAGAAGAUGUCAGGAUGUAUUUCCUAGCUUUGCUUGAGGAAAUGCCCAAUGCAGGAUUCUGGGCUCCAUUUUUUGGACUUAAGGCAUAAUAGUUUAAAAUCUUUCUGUGCCCUCAAAGGCUGAGCCCUUCAGGAAUUGUUCCCGUUCUAGCAGGGAACAAUGAAUAUUUUUUACUAGUUGCUUGACUAGAGCUGAAAUGAAUAUUUCAAAAGUUUUUCUUAUUUCUGUGAUAACAGGAGAUUAGUUGAUGUGUUACUUUUUGUAUUACGUUUUAUCUCCUCCAGAGACUAUCAGGUGCAGAAUUGAUUGCCCUCUCCCAUUAAAUGCAGACUCAUGGACUUACAGAGCUGAAAAGGACAUAAAAAUUAUCUAAAACAGCCUAUACUGGUGGUUAUAUCUGUAUAUAAAAAUAGCUAAUUGCUAAAUUGUACUUCUCUAAAGAGCUGUUUCUAAUUAAAAUAUAGUCAAGCUGA
This is a messenger RNA of Canis lupus familiaris (dog), 3701 nucleotides long. It is a transcript of the gene WDR3, whose product is annotated as WD repeat domain 3. Gene Ontology annotation, cellular component: small-subunit processome; Pwp2p-containing subcomplex of 90S preribosome. Gene Ontology annotation, biological process: maturation of SSU-rRNA. The record is from RefSeq and is a predicted model, not a curated record. Gene Ontology annotation, molecular function: snoRNA binding; protein binding. Bases 289 to 3120 code for a protein of 943 amino acids. NCBI's taxonomy places the organism in Eukaryota, Metazoa, Chordata, Mammalia, Carnivora, Canidae. The transcript is spliced from 27 exons.